UCCGGCGGCGAACCGUCUCGGCGGCCGCCUGCUUCCCUGCGCUCCGGCAUCGUCCAUCAUGGGGCAGGAGCCGCGGACCCUGCCGCCCUCCCCCAACUGGUACUGCUCCCGCUGCAGCGACGCGGUGCCCGGGGGCCUCUUCGGCUUUGCCGCACGAACCUCCAUCUUCCUGGUCCGUGUGGGCCCCGGCGCGGGCGCGAGCGCUGGGACGCCCCCUUUUCGAGUUGUAGGAGAGCUGGUGGGACACACCGAAAGGAUCUCUGGCUUCACAUUUUCUCAUCAUCCUGGUCAAUACCACCUCUGCGCCAGCAGCUCCGAUGAUGGCACCGUGAAAAUCUGGGAUGUGGAGACAAAAGCAGUUGUGACAGAACAUGCAUUCCAUCAGCAUACAAUCUCAGCAUUGCAUUGGUCUCCUCGAGUAAAGGACCUAAUAGUGUCUGGGGAUGAAAAGGGAGUAGUUUAUUGUUACUGGCUCAACAGAAAUGACAGCCAGCACCUCUUUAUAGAACCCAGAACAAUCUUCUGUCUUACUUGUUCGCCUCAUCAUGAUGAUUUAGUAGCCAUUGGCUACAAGGAUGGAAUAGUGGUCAUAAUGGACAUCAGUAAGAAGGGAGAAGUGAUUCACAGGCUGCGAGGCCAUGACGACGAGAUCCACUCCAUAGCCUGGUGCCCUGUGCCUGGUGAAGACUGCUUAUCCCUGGGCCAAGAGGAAAGUUCAGAGGAGCCUGAAACGCUCAAUGGGAAAGUUACAGCACGAACUCCGCAGUCGAAGGGCUGCUACUUGGCCACCGGGAGCAAAGAUCACACCAUUCGGAUCUGGAGCUGCUCAAGGGGCAGAGGGGUAAUGAUUUUGAAAUUGCCCUUUCUGAAGAGGAGAGGCGGGGGAAUAGACCCGACUGUUAAGGAGCGCUUGUGGUUGACCCUCCAUUGGCCCAGUAAUCAGCCCACGCAGCUGGUAUCCAGUUGUUUUGGAGGUGAGCUGCUGCUUUGGGAUCUCACCCAGUCUUGGAGACGGAGAUACACCCUCUUUAGCAUGUCAUCAGAAGGGCAAAACCACUCAAGAAUCGUGUUCAAUUUAUGUCCUUUACAAACAGAGGAUGACAGACAGCUGCUGCUUUCCACGUCCAUGGAUAGAGAUGUCAAAUGUUGGGACAUGGCCACUCUGGAGUGUAGCUGGACCCUGCCUUCCCUCGGUGGGUUUGCCUACAGUCUGGCCUUCUCCCCUGUGGACACGGGCUGCCUGGCCAUAGGUGUUGGGGACGGCAUGAUCCGCAUAUGGAAUACGCUCUCCAUUAAGAACAACUAUGAUGUAAAACAUUUUUGGCAAGGUGUCAAGUCUAAGGUUACAUCGCUGUGCUGGCACCCAAACAAGGAAGGCUGCUUAGCUUUUGGAACAGAUGAUGGAAAAGUGGGAUUGUAUGACACUUACUCCAACAAACCUCCACAGAUUUCUAGCACAUAUCAUAAGAAGACUGUGUACACCCUGGCCUGGGGGCCACCAGUACCCCCCGUGUCACUCGGAGGAGAGGGAGACAGACCGUCUCUAACUCUGUACAGCUGUGGAGGGGAAGGGAUUGUCCUGCAGCAUAACCCCUGGAAGCUUACUGGAGAAGCUUUUGAUAUCAACAAACUCAUCAGGGAGACCAAUUCCAUCAAAUACAAAUUGCCUGCACACACAGAGAUCAGCUGGAAAGCAGAUGGCAAAAUCCUGGCUCUUGGCAAUGAAGAUGGAUCAAUAGAAAUAUUUCAGUUUCCCAACCUGAAACUCAUCUGCACCAUCCAGCAGCAUCACAAACUUGUGAAUACCAUCAGCUGGCAUCACGCGCACGGCAGCCAGCCCGAGCUGAGCUACCUGAUGGCCUCGGGCUCUAACAACGCAGUCAUUUACGUGCACAAUCUGAAGACUGUCAUAGAGAGCAAUCCCGAGUCACCAGUAACCAUCACAGAACCCUACCGGACUCUCUCAGGGCACACAGCCAAGAUCACCAGACUGGCAUGGAGCCCGCAUCACGAUGGAAGGCUGGUAUCUGCUUCCUACGAUGGUACAGCCCAGGUAUGGGAUGUCCUCCGGGAAGAGCCACUCUGCAACUUCCGAGGACAUCGAGGUCGGCUGCUGUGCGUGGCUUGGUGCCCCCUAGAUCCCGACUGCAUCUACUCAGGGGCAGAUGACUUCUGCGUGCACAAAUGGCUCACUUCCAUGCAAGAUCAUUCCCGCCCUCCUCAAGGAAAGAAAAGUAUUGAAUUAGAGAAAAAACGGCUCUCUCAACCUAAGCCAAAGCCUAAAAAGAAGAAAAAGCCCAACUUAAGAGGACCUGUAAAGCAAGAAUUGUUGGACGGCACUGAAGAAGAAAGCCUGAAGGAGAACCUGGAGCCUGUGGAGAAUGGCGUGUCGGACCAGGAAGGGGAGGAGGAAGCCCAGGAGCCAGACCCGCCCAGGAACCUCGGUUCGGAGGUUUCUAGAGAGCCAGCUGUCUGCACCUCUGUGUCUUCAGGCAAUGAAAAGUCUAAAGGUGCCAUAAUCAACAAAAUCUCCUUCCUGAAAAAGGAACCACCUAAGGAGAAGCCAGAAGCCUUGAUCAAAAAAAAGAAAGCUCGGUCCAUGCUGCCCCUGAGCACAAGCCUGGAUCACAGAUCCAAAGAGGAGCUCCACCAUGACUGUUUGGUUCUAGCGACGGCAAAACAUUCCAAAGAGCCGAAUGAGGAUGUAUCUGCUGAUCUGGAGGAAAGAUUUCACUUGGGGCUUUUCACAGACAGGCCUGCCCUGUACAAAAUGAUUGAAACUGAAGGAAAAGGCCACUUGGAAAAUGGCCACCCCGAGUUAUUUCACCAGCUCAUGCUGUGGAAGGGUGAUCUAAAGGGAGUCCUCCAGACCGCAGCAGAGAGAGGGGAGCUGACAGACAACCUAGUGGCUCUGGCACCUGUAGCUGGCUACCACGUGUGGCUGUGGGCUGUGGAAGCUUUUGCCAAACAGCUGUGUUUCCAGGAUCAGUACGUCAAGGCUGCCUCUCAUCUGCUUUCCAUCCACAAGGUGUAUGAAGCUGUGGAGCUGCUCAAGUCUAAUCACUUUUACAGGGAAGCCAUUGCCAUUGCCAAGGCUCGGCUGCGCCCAGAGGACCCCGUCCUGAAGGACCUGUACCUCAGCUGGGGAACCAUCCUAGAAAGAGAUGGCCACUACGCUGUGGCAGCCAAAUGCUAUUUAGGGGCUGCUUCUGCUUAUGAUGCAGCCAAAGUUUUGGCUAAAAAGGGGGAUGCGGCAUCACUUCGAACAGCUGCAGAACUGGCUGCGAUUGCAGGAGAGGAGGAGUUGUCUGCUUCCCUGGCUCUCAGAUGUGCACAAGAGCUGCUCCUGGCCAAGAACUGGGUGGGAGCCCAGGAAGCCCUGCAGCUGCAUGAAAGCCUACAGGCUCAGAGACUGGUAUUUUGCCUUCUUGAGCUACUGUCCAAGCAUCUGGAGGAAAAGCAGCUUUCAGAGGGCAAAAGCUCCUCUUACCACGACUGGGCCGAAGGCACCAAAGGGCCGUUCACAGAGAGAGUGACAGCAGUAUGGAAGACCAUCUUCAGCCUUGACACCCCAGAACAGUAUCGGACAGCCUUUGAGAAGCUUCAGACCAUCAAAUACCCAUCUGCUACGAGCAACACUCCCUCCAAACAGGUCUUGCUUCACAUUUGCCAUGACUUGACUUUGGCAGUGCUGAGCCAGCAAGUGGCCUCUUGGGAUGAGGCUGUGCAAGCACUGCUUCAGGCUGUGGUCCGGAGCUACGACUCAGGGAACUUCACCAUCAUGCAGGAAGUACACUCGGCCUUUCUCCCUGACGGCUGUGACUACCUACGAGACAAAUUGGGUGAUCAUUCCCCCAUCACACCAGCUUUCAAAAGUUUGGAAGCUUUCUUCAUUUAUGGGCGUCUCUAUGAAAUCUGGUGGGCUCUCUGCAGUCCUUGCUCUGACUCCAGUGUCUCGGUGAGGGUCUGUCACAGGAGGACACCUGUUGAGCAAAGCCAAGAGGCAGAGAAUGCCAGUGCCGAGGAGGCAGACCCAGAAGCUGCUUCCCAGCCAGAGCCAAGCAAGCCUCCACAGCUGGACUUGAGACUCUCGAAGGAAAGUGAACGCGUGCUGAGUAGCUGCCAGGUGCUCUUUUCAGCACAGCAUGCCACCCUGCAGAGCUCCCAGAGAACUGUUGCUCAAGUCCAGGAGACUCUGGCAGAAAUGAUCCGCCAACACCAGAAGAGUCAGCUCUGUAAAUCCACAGCAAAUGGCCCUGACCAGGACAGUCCUCAGCAGGAAGGAGAACAGCCCCGCUCCAGUCCUCAGAGUCCAGGUAAAGAAGAAAAACAUGAGCCAGUUUCUCUGCCUGAAUUAACAAAAAGGCUUACAGAGGCAAAUGAAAAAAUGGCUAAGUUUCCUGAGAAUAUUAAGAAGUGGCCCUUCCCAGAUGUGCUGGAGUGCUGCCUUGUCCUGCUUCACAUUGGGUCCCAGUGUCCCGGCUAUGUGACCCAGGAAAUACAGCAACAGGCCCAAGAACUCCUUAAAAAAUAUGGCAACUCUAAAGCUUACAAAAGAUACUGCCAGACCUUCUGUGCAUGAACUGUGGAGGACUCUGAAGAAAUUGUGUCAAUUUUUAAAUGACUGACACGUGUCAUCACCUCUGCAGUUACACCUUGACAGACUGAUCCCUAGGUGUGUGUGCAGCAAUCCAGAAUACACACGAGAGUGGAGUCUGAACUGUUCUCGUGAACAGUACCAUCAGACUUUGGACUCGGGUGUUUUCCUACAGCAAGAAAGAUCAUGAAAAGCCAGCAGGGAUUAUCUAACACAUACCUGCAGAGUGAUGUUGGUCAUCUCUAAAGCCUUAUGCUGGUUUCACCCAAAGAGGAGAAACUGUUGUGACUGCCCAUAGUGUUACAUUCUUACACAAGUGAUCUUUAUAAGCAUUUCAAAAAUUAUAAAUAUGUCAUUCUUGUCUAAGAUAGAAUUGCUGCGUUGUAUGACCACUGAUAUGUUUUUUUGUUUUGUUUUGUCUUUUCCUUUUUUUUUUUUUUUUUUUGUUGUUGUUAGCUCAGGUUCUUCCUCAUGGACCCUUUGAAAGAUUGAAUGUGAAAAAGGCCUUACCCAUCAUGUUGAUCUUGUACUUUCUGUUUUUGUAUAACAGGUUGAAAAUUUGUACCAGUUUUAUUUAAUUGGUUUCUUGGAUAAAUCACUUAUUAAAUUGUAGCAUAUCCCUUCAGCUUUAUAAUGAAAGAUUGAUGAUGAUUAGAAAGCUCAGGAAGAAAACAGUGUAAAUUGUUUUUAAUCUUUUUGGAUUAGCAAUUCUUUUCAGAGUUAGAUUAAAACCAGAUCCUCUUUGAAGAAAAAUGCAUAUUUCUAACUGUGUAUCUGACUUCUGGAUUACUGGACUCCAGCAUUUGCAUUUCAGAACCGUAAAUACCACUUGAUCACAGAUGUUUGUUCUCUUCCUUUGGUUAUUAAGACAGUUGGAAAAUGUUAGGAACUCGGGUUCUAUAAUGUCCUAUUUGCAUGUUCAGGAUAACCAGAAAGUCUGGCAUGGUAGCAAAGGGAGCCCUCCUUCCUGGGAUUCACUCUAAAAAAUUGUUCUGGUUAGUUUAUUUUUCAGUUAAUUCCUAAUGUUCAGGUUGUUGAGGGCAGCAAGAUUUAAAUUCACUUAGGAGGAACCCUCUUCAGGAGGAAAAAAAAAAUAGGCAAGUCCAAAUGUCUGUAAAAAUUGCAUUGUAAUAAGUGUUGGAGUUUAGAAAAUGCUAAAUAGAUGUAUCACAAAUCAAUAUUUUCCCUAAAAUGGGAUAGGAUUGUAGAAUUUAAAUGCUCAUGGAUGUUUACAUUGUUAAAGAACCUGAGAAGGAGGGCAAGCUGGCAGAUGAGGAGUUGGAGCCUCCUUGACUGCAAAUGUAAACAACAACUGGACACAGUCUGAAAAGGAUUGAGGGAAAAAUGAGUCCCUUCUGCCUGAGUAAAGGGUGGUGUUCCUAGGCUGGGAAUUCUAAACCCUCACCAUUUACCAAGAGGUAGAUGGGAAGAAUCCUGUACACUGCCCCAGUCACUGUCUUGGCGAGAACAAGACUUACUGGUCGAAAAUUAAGCAGUAAAAAUAAGUUAGCAGAAAAUAACAGAAAUGACAAUUCAGUUUUCUCUUAAAGUUCUCUCCUCUUUCUCCUCUUUGCAUUUUUAUACUGAAGCUAUUAUAGCUUGGGGGAAAAUAAAGUGCUUUUCAUUUAUUUCUAAUUAAGAGAAACACAAAAACCCAAAGUUCAAGGAGCUGGCUGAAAAGGAUGUUUUUUGGUCAUUUAUCCCCAUCUAGAGUAAUUUCUAGUAUCUUUCCGCUACUCUGGAUAUCCAUGACUGCACUGGCCUAAAUCAACUGUUAGUAAUUCUCCAUGCUCACAGUGAUUAAAUUGCAAAUUACACUUUAUCAACUCCAUGCUAAAAAUUCUUUCACUAGUUUGCCAUUAAGAGUUUCAAAUGUGGGCGACUAAGUCCUGCCUGACGCCAGCCUUUAUCCUGUCAAGACACUCGUGGCCUCCACAUGCCAGCAGCCACGUGGGUCUUUGAGCUGCUGUAACUCACUAGGAUCUCGUCACUUGAGGGGCUCUGCCCAUGUUCUGCUCAGUUCUACUCCAUUUUAGGUUCCAGCUUAAAUGUCCUUUCUCUUUAACAGACUAUUUUUGUACCUCAAGCUCAGUGACAACUAUGUUCCAGACUUUAUACUUCACAAAUUGUGUGUGUGUAAACUGCUUUACUGUCUGGCAACAGACUGUACAUUCCAGAGAGGAAUGAGGGUAAAGAUGACAUUUCUACUCUGUCUCAUCCCAGCAUCUAUUUAAGUGUCUAAUACUUAGUGUUAAUGAAACUCUGAAUAAACUAAGAAAGUAUUUAUUG
Molecule: messenger RNA, 6886 nt
Organism: Ochotona curzoniae (black-lipped pika)
Lineage: Eukaryota; Metazoa; Chordata; Mammalia; Lagomorpha; Ochotonidae
Gene: GEMIN5
Product: gem nuclear organelle associated protein 5
Exons: 28
Coding region: 59-4582 (1507 amino acids)
Molecular function (GO): protein binding
Source: RefSeq, a predicted model, not a curated record